CUACUACUGACCUUCGACCCACCAUUGGUUGAACGUGUUGUCUCUCUUCUACAUGCUGUUAUGGAUCAAAAUCCUUUUCUACCACGACUUUACUUAACUGGAAUAUUUUAUUUCAUAUUAUUAUACACUGGUAGUAAUGUUUUGCCAAUUGCAAAGUUUUUAAAAGAUGUUCACUUAUUACAAGCAUUACGCUUAGAUGAA
This is a messenger RNA of Schistosoma intercalatum, 201 nucleotides long. The record is from the annotation of a GenBank genome assembly. NCBI's taxonomy places the organism in Eukaryota, Metazoa, Platyhelminthes, Trematoda, Strigeidida, Schistosomatidae.